AUGUCGUGGCCUGAAGUAAUAACUGCAAAAUCAGAAAAUCGUCAUGAAAUCAAAUUGGCGGGUGCGGCUAUAUCGAAACGUAUAUUGGAAAAUGGUUUAGACGGUGGUAUAUUCCAACUAACAAAUAUAAAUCUCCUUAACAUCAGUGAUACUUGUUUAACUGCCAUACCAGAUAGUAUAAGUUGUCUCGUAAAUCUGCAGUCGUUAUUAUUAUUCGGUAAUAAAAUAGCAGAUUUUAACAAAAACAUAACCUCAUUGAAGAAGUUAAAAGUUCUCGACCUGUCGAGGAACCAGUUAAAAGCUAUUCCAGAGAGCAUUAAUGAUAUGAAAGAAUUGACAAAUAUUAAUUUUAGUUCGAAUGAAAUAGAAGAAAUGCCGAAACUCUUAGAUUUUCCCAACCUCAUUACUGUUGAUGUGUCUAAUAAUAAACUCACGAGUUUCUUAGACGUAGAGGACGCUGUAAUGCCACAUUUAGUAGAUUUAAAACUGAAAAGCAAUGCCAUAGAUGUUUUACCCAACUACAUAGCUCAAAGUCUUCCAUCACUGAAAAACUUUGAUAUAGGUGAUAACCAAUUAAAGACAGUGCCUGGGGAAGUGGCUCUCUUGUCGAAAUUAAAGGAGAUCAACCUAAAGGGUAACAAAUUCACUGACAAAAGAUUCAUGAAACUCGUUGACCAAUGCCGCACAAAGCAAAUAGUAGACUAUAUACGGGAUCACAUUCCCAGAAGUGGUGAGGCGACACAACCUGCUGGUAAAACAAAGGGGAAAAAAGGCAAGAAAGAAGAACCACCUCCUGAAGACACAGAGACUGACCUCUGCCAUGCAUUGAAGAUACUACACGUAGAAGAUGAUAUAUUAAGAGUAAAAAUAGUAGAAUCGCAAGUGGCAUCAAUUCGUCCAUAUAUAUUGUGCUGCAUUGUAAAUGACUUGUCUUUUGAUGAGACAUCUUUCAAGAAGUUUAUUCAAUUGCAAACAAAACUACAUGACACAGUAUGUGAUAAGAGAAAUGUUGCUACAAUCGCUACACAUGACCUUAAUAAGAUUGCUCCAGGUGACCUAAUGUACACAGCCCAGGCUCCAGCUGCGCUAAAAUUGACACCCUUGUCGAGGUUACGACCAUAUUCUGGCGAGCAACUAUUCCAGCAGCUCACAGCUGAAGCUGAAGCUCUCCGCAAAGAGAAAAAGAGAAAUGUCUACUCAGGGAUACAUAAGUACUUAUAUCUACUGGAAGGGAAACCACUUUACCCAUGUCUCACAGAAUCCACUGGCAAAGUGAUCAGUUUCCCGCCUAUAACCAACUCAGAAGAUACCAAGAUGUCCCAACAAAGCAAAGCGAUGCUGGUGGAGGUUACAUCCCAUGUAUCACUUGGCGCCUGCAAGACCGUUAUGAACAAGCUGCUUCAGGAGUGUCUGCUGCUGGGAAUAGGUGCUCAGGAAGGAGACUCCUCACACCACUGUCUUACCGUGCAACAGGUUAAGGUAGUAGACCUCGAGGGGAACUUGAAGAAUGUAUACCCAUCAAGAACUGACUGCGUGUAUGAAGUAAACAACAUCAAGGUAUUGCGGAACAUUAAAAAGUAA
Molecule: messenger RNA, 1581 nt
Organism: Arctia plantaginis
Lineage: Eukaryota; Metazoa; Arthropoda; Insecta; Lepidoptera; Erebidae
Source: the annotation of a GenBank genome assembly